Molecule: messenger RNA, 1548 nt
Organism: Molossus molossus (Pallas's mastiff bat)
Lineage: Eukaryota; Metazoa; Chordata; Mammalia; Chiroptera; Molossidae
Gene: ZNF683
Product: zinc finger protein 683
Biological process (GO): cell fate commitment; regulation of transcription by RNA polymerase II
Cellular component (GO): cytoplasm; nucleus
Molecular function (GO): histone deacetylase binding; RNA polymerase II cis-regulatory region sequence-specific DNA binding; DNA-binding transcription factor activity
Source: RefSeq, a predicted model, not a curated record
AUGGAUAGGGGCAUCCGGUUGACCCAGUCCAUGUUGUGUGCCUACAUCGUGGGCUGGGGCAAAGAGACCAAGCCCCUGAGGAGCACAGGGAGCAUCCUGUCCCUCAGCCUGGACUUACAGCCCUGCCAAGAAGACCGGGUUUUCCCAACCUACAGGUCACUUCCAGAAACAGUGGACAUCCACAGCCCAUCCUGUGCCAGUUGUCUGUGCCCCUUGUCUCUGGCACUGACCAGGUCUGCCCUACUGGUCUGUCCCCAGGGCCUGGACUUCUACCUAUGUACCCUGCAGCUGGCACCCCCAGGCACAGCCCUGCAGCAUCUCAGGAAGGACUCCUCGAGCACGAAUCACCAGCCACCAGGGCCAUAUGCCCGCUCCACUGAUGAUGAAAGACUCACAGCCAAGUAUCCUCUGAGCAGGGACAAGAUGGGAAGCCGGCAGGAAAGAGCUGACGAGGGGCCCCCCUGCCCGUCCUCUUCUCCUCACAACAGCUCUUCCCCAACCCCCUGGCAGAACAGAAAGUGCCUCAGCCCCUUGGCUUUCUGCUCCUGUCCCCUACCCACUCCCAUCUCCAAAGAACUCCCAUUCCGCCUUCACCGGCUCUGUCCUGGGUAUCCAUUUCUCCUGCCUCCACAUUACCUGUUCAGCUAUGGGACCCCACCUUCUGCCCAAUGUCACCCCCUCUUCAUGUUGCCCCAAGACACCUCCUACCCCACCAGGGCUGUGCCCAGCAUGCUAAUGAGUGUCAGUGAUGCUGGGCACUACAGCAUCUGGGGGGAGACUCUCUGUCCCUACCCAGGGGCCUCCCAAGCCUCUGGCCAAACCAAACUUUCCCAGGCCUGGAUUCCAGGCCCUGGAGCUGCCAGGACCUACUCCCCAGGGCCAGAGCAUGCUAGUAGGGUGGCUCCAGCAAAACAGGCCCUACUGGGCAAACGGGCCCCACUGGGCUCCCGGGAAGCCCUGCCUUACCCGCUGAAGAAAGAGAACGGCAAAAUCCUGUAUGAAUGCAACGUGUGCAGCAAGAGUUUCGGGCAGCUCUCCAACCUCAAGGUCCAUCUGCGUGUACACAGUGGGGAGCGCCCGUUUCAGUGUGCCCUGUGCCAGAAGAGCUUCACCCAGUUUGCCCACCUGCAGAAGCACCACCUGGUGCAUACGGGGGAGCGGCCCCACAAGUGCCCGAUGUGCCACAAGCGUUUCAGUAGCUCCAGCAACCUCAAGACUCACCUGCGCCUGCACUCAGGGACCCGGACGAUCCAGUGCAGCGUCUGCCCAAGUCGCUGCACCCAACACGUUCACUUGAAGUUGCACCAUCGGCUGCACACUGCACCGCCCUGUAGCCUAGCUCAUACCCACCUGCCUCUGGAGUCUCUCACCUGCCUUGCCCGAUGGCACCAAGGGGCACUAAAUCUUGUGAUGGCGCCAUCAGAGAGGCAGAUGGGCUGGAGUGCAGACAAGAUCAAGGUGUCCUUGGCAUCUCAGGGAACAAGGACAGCCAGCCUGAGCAGUGGUGUCAGGGCUGCUCUGGGGAGGGGGCAGGGGCAAAGCAAUUAA